UCUAGAUUUUAGAAGCCGUUUUUGAAUUUUGUGCAAUAAUCAAAUUUAAUUUUUAGAAAAUGAGCACUUUUGACAGUGAUUGCGCCUUCAUGAAUCUGGAGGAAAUCUGCCGCAGUUGCAUGUCCAAAAAGCAGAAAAUGCGACCCCUGUUUGGUUCCAGCCUGGACUCGAUGCUGAUGACCGUGGCGAAUGUCAAGGUACCACAUCUACUACAGCGACGGCGAAAAGGCGAUGUAUGGAGUCGUUUUCGUAGUGAUUGGGGAUCAAAAGAACGGAGCCAUCAAGUGGAAGGUGGUGAAUGACCGGAUCUGCGUGUUGAGAAUAAAGGGCACAUUCUUCAACCACAGCCUGAUCAAAAUCUACGCACGGACUAACAACGCGAACAACAAGUCCGAUGACGAAAAAGACGAUUUCUACGAGCGUUUCGAUAAGACCUAAAGAGUAAGAGUGCCCAAGACACGAAUAGUCAUCGGACACACAAACGCGAAGGUUAUUCGGAACAUUCGGAAGCACACAUGGCGUCACCCAAAUGGUUUAUGGUGUACUCAAAUCGAUCACGUUUGGAUGGAUGAUCGACACUCUUCGGCGGCCCAAGAUCGAGUAUCCUGGAAAUCUAUUUAUUCAGCGUUGGGCCGAUAGACCUGUUGCUGAGAAAGUAAAGUAAGUAUUGCCAAAAUUCUCCCGUAGGUCUCCCCAAACGAUGGCUUCCCGGCGCAGAUGUGCGUCCAGUGCGUGCUGCAGGUCAGCCGUGCGUUCACCUUCAAACAGCAGUGCGAAAAGGCGGACGUCACCAUCCGGGAACAUUUGGCCGCCCAAAAAGCGAACCAGGAAAAGGACGAACCGGAGCCAGAGCUGCAACUCAUCACGCUGCAUCCGGACAGUCCCGGGUUAGAGUAUCGAAUCAACGGAAAUGCCGGCAACGAGUGCGUGCUGAUUCUGCGAAGUAUUAAGAUUCCUCCAGUGGAGGCGGUUCAGCAGCUACCGGAAGUUGUUCCGGUGGACGAGCCGAAAACUUUUAUUGUGGCAAAUGUUGAGUCGUUUUUGCAAAGCGAUGAACAACAGGUGGGUGAAGAAAUGCAGGACCAAUCGAGAGAAAUAGUCGAUGGCGGAAAGGUUAUUGAUUUUGAAGUUAAUCGAGACGAUCUAGCCUGUAAUCUGGGACAGGAAUUGCUGGAAGAUGACUGUUACGUUGAAGAAAUUGAGGAGCCUUUUGAGCAGAAUCAAAAAGACGUAAUUCUUGAGAACGAAAAAACAGUGCAACUGUCGAGCUCAGAAGAUCCAACGUCGGAUGCGCACUUUGAGUGCAAUGUGUGCAAAAAGAAAUUCUCCAACUCCAGUAAGCUGAGGCGCCACUCGCGGACUCAUCUGCUCCACAAACCACACGUUUGCAACAUCUGCGGAAUGAGCUUCGCGGAAAGUUCGAACCUCACCAAGCACAGACGCAAGCAUACCGGCGAACUUCGCAAUAUCGUAGGGAAACCAAACCUUUGCCCUGUAUGCGGAAAACGGUUCAAGUGGACCACUUCGCUGUCGAAGCACAUGAAACACCACACGAAACGUAAGGUUUAUUGGUGUUCGUUCCCAGGCUGUGGAAAAUACUACGUCGAACAGCGUUCUCUAGACAUUCACAGUUAUUCGCACGAAGAUAAGAAACCCUUCUCCUGUCAGUACUGCAGCAAAGGAUUUACGCAAAAGUGUAAUCUAGAAAAGCACGAACGCGUCCACACCGGCGAGAAACCCUUCCGCUGCAACAUCUGCUUCAAAAGCUUCGCCCAGAGCGGUUACUUGGUCAUCCAUCAGCGAAUCCACAGCCACGAACGGCCCUACAGCUGCCAGGAGUGCGGCAAGCAGUUCGCGGCAUCAAACGCCCUAACUGUCCACCUACGGUCGCACAGUGGCGUGCGCAACUACGGCUGUGACGCGUGUGGGAAGCGAUUCUCGCGCCAGGAAACGCUCACCAUUCACACGGCUCGAAAGCACUCGGGCGGCGAGCGGCCACCGCACGGCUGUGUGCUGUGCGAGGCAAGGUUCGAGAGUGCCGACCAGCUGACGGAACACAUGAAGAGCGAGCACGGCGAUCGGUUCUACCACAUGUGUCCGAGCUGCGGGAAGGUGUACGCGUCGAUGCAGAGUUUGAAGAAUCACCAGAAGACUCACCUCAAGGAAGGCGAUGAAGGACAGAAGCUAGGUCAGGCCGUUGACGGUGAGCUGACACGAUCUCGUGAGACUGCAGAGACAAAUCUUUCCGGAAAUCAAAUACUUGAAUCUGUUAACUUUACGGAAGAGAAUAUUGAUGUUAUUUACGAUUAAAAUAAAUAAAAAUUGCAGGUGGUUGUGUAACUCGUGACCAACAAGACACAGAACAUUAAACACA
Molecule: messenger RNA, 2374 nt
Organism: Culex quinquefasciatus (southern house mosquito)
Lineage: Eukaryota; Metazoa; Arthropoda; Insecta; Diptera; Culicidae
Product: zinc finger protein OZF
Exons: 5
Coding region: 718-2310 (530 amino acids)
Biological process (GO): regulation of immune system process; regulation of cytokine production; negative regulation of transcription by RNA polymerase II
Cellular component (GO): nucleus
Molecular function (GO): zinc ion binding
Source: RefSeq, a predicted model, not a curated record